Messenger RNA from Rhinichthys klamathensis goyatoka, 2706 nucleotides. It is a transcript of the gene slc5a11, whose product is annotated as solute carrier family 5 member 11. The transcript is spliced from 16 exons. The record is from RefSeq and is a predicted model, not a curated record. Gene Ontology annotation, cellular component: plasma membrane. Gene Ontology annotation, molecular function: D-glucose:sodium symporter activity. The coding region runs from base 482 to 2638 and encodes 718 amino acids. Gene Ontology annotation, biological process: transmembrane transport. NCBI's taxonomy places the organism in Eukaryota, Metazoa, Chordata, Actinopteri, Cypriniformes, Leuciscidae.
AUCAUUUACUGGGCAGUACAGCACUUUUACUAUUGUUUAUUCAUUUGAGAAAUGACAUGAUGGCUAUUUCAGAGUUUGUUUUCCUUUCUUUUGUAAUGUAUCAUGUAUAAUAAAUGUUGGCGCCUCCCUCUACUAAGUAACUCUGUAUAAGUGAUGUUGCAACAUCGUUCUGUUGUCAUUACUGUUUUGGUAAUAAAACACCCUUACAUUUUAACCAGUGUGUAGUGUUACAUGAAGGCAAGUGGAGUUUGACCCCUUUGAUCGGAGAGGGAUCAUCUCUACGGUACUGAGAGAAACUUUGGGUCCGUUCACUGGAGACCCUGUAAAGCCCUGUUUGAAUGGACCCUUGACUAGGAUAGAGACAUCUGACUGUUUCUGACCCGUUAUUCAGACAGCUGUUCUGUCUUUAAGAAGCCAAUUACUACUUGCCAAUGAGAUUUACUCCAACCAGCGGACGGCACCUGGAUUGCUGCUCCCCUGCAUGCGUUCCGUGACACACCUGAGAAACUCCUUGACCUUUGACCUCAUGGCUGCCACCGAGCAUCCCAAUGUGUCCCCUUCCCCCACCGCGGAGGUCACAUCGCCGUCGACCACCCUGGCCACCACAGAUAUAGUGGUGCUUGUUAUCUACUUCCUCUUGGUUCUGGCUGUGGGCUUGUGGUCCAUGUGGAAGACCAAGAGGAGCACAGUGGAUGGAUAUUUUCUUGCCGGGAAAACCAUGACUUGGUGGCCGGUGGGCGCCUCUCUGUUUGCCAGUAAUGUGGGCAGUGGGCACUUCAUUGGGCUCGCAGGCUCUGGGGCGGCAGCUGGUAUCGGUGCAGCUGCUUAUGAAUGGAACGGCAUGCUGAUGGUGCUGCUCUUGGGCUGGCUGUUUUUACCCAUCUAUAUUGCAUCAAGGGUCACAACAAUGCCUGAGUAUUUACAGAAAAGAUUUGGUGGCAUAAGAAUACAGUUAUUUCUUUGUGUUUUAUAUCUAUUCAUCUACAUCUUCACCAAAAUAUCAGUGGACAUGUAUGCAGGAGCUGUGUUCAUCCAGCAGGCUCUGCAGUGGAACAUCUACCUCGCUGUGGUUCUGCUUCUCGGCAUUACGGCUCUGUACACCAUCGCAGGUGGUCUGGCAGCAGUGAUCUACACCGAUGCGGUUCAGACUGUCAUCAUGGUGGUCGGAGCCUUGAUCCUCAUGGGCUUCAGUUUUGCAGAGGUUGGGGGAUUUCAGGCUGUCCUGGACAAGUAUCCUCAAGCUAUUCCCUCCAUCCGAGUGCCCAACACCACCUGCGGAAUCCCUCGUGAUGAUGCCUUUCACAUAUUCCGUCACCCUGUGACCUCUGACCUGCCGUGGCCGGGAGUAAUCCUGGGCAUGUCCAUGCCCUCCAUGUGGUACUGGUGUUCUGACCAGGUGAUAGUGCAGCGUUCGCUUGCUUCCAAGAACAUUCUGCAUGCUAAGGGAGGAUCUCUGCUCGCCGCUUACCUCAAAGUUCUGCCCUUCUUCAUGAUGGUGAUUCCAGGCAUGAUCAGCAGGAUACUUUACCCAGGUGAACUACUGAAACAAACACCAAAGUUUAAGGCCUCUAAAUGUACAGUUUGUUCUAUUGAAAUGCAUAUGAACGUGUGUGUGUGUGUGAGAACUGUAGACGAGGUGGGCUGUGGAGACCCAGAUGUGUGUAAACAGGUUUGUGGGAAUCCUGUGGGCUGCUCGGACAUUGCUUAUGCCAAACUGGUGAUGGAGCUCCUUCCCGCAGGUCUGAGGGGUUUAAUGAUGGCUGUGAUGUUGGCUGCUCUCAUGUCCUCUUUGACCUCCAUAUUCAACAGUUCCAGCACCAUUUUCACCAUGGACCUUUGGAGAAACAUCCGCCGCACUGCCUCCGAGUGGGAGCUCAUGAUUGUGGGGAGAGUGUUUGUGUUGGUGUUAGUGGUGGUGUCAGUGCUGUGGAUUCCUCUAGUUCAGGCCAGUCAGGGUGGGCAGCUCUUCAUCUACAUCCAAUCCAUCAGUAUGUACCUGCAGCCCCCCAUAACGGUCAUCUUCCUCGCUGGAUGCUUCUGGAAACGGACCAAUGAGAAGGGUGCAUUCUGGGGUCUGAUAGUGGGGAUGUUGGUGGGGUGUAUAAGGAUGAUCCUGGAUUUCGUCUAUCCUACACCGCUGUGCUAUGAGAGCGACACCAGGCCUGACAUCAUCAAAUAUGUUCACUUCCUGUACUUCUCCAUCAUUCUCACUCUCCUCACACUCAUCGUGGUGGUGUGUGUAAGUCUGGCUACAGAGAAGCCCAAACCAGAGCAGAUCAGUCGUUUGACGUGGUACACGCGCUUUGAUCCUGUGAAAGAAAGCGAAGAGGUUGUGGCUUCAGAUCUCUACACGAUCGAAGGCGCCACACAGAACACAAAACACAUGGAAAAUGAUGCAUAUCAAAUGAAAGAAGACUCCUGUAGCUCUGUGUCCAGUGAAGCGGGUUCCUCUAAACUCAAAUCUGCUCUGUUCUGGAUCUGUGGAAUGGAGAAGCAGAAAGAAGAGAAGCCCAUGUCUCCUCCUCCAGAGACUCCGAUGUGUUCCCUCGAGGAAGAGCCCUGUAUGAGACACGUGGUAAACGCCAACCUCAUCGUCUGUAUGUCAUUGGCUGUGUUUCUCAUCGCCUACUGGGCAUAGCCACUUGCCCUUUAUCAUGGAUUGUUUAGUGUGACUGGUGUGUAAGUAAAUCUUCACUGAGUAUGUAA